Oxyura jamaicensis (ruddy duck) is the source of this 11440-nucleotide messenger RNA. It is a transcript of the gene LINGO2, whose product is annotated as leucine rich repeat and Ig domain containing 2. The coding region runs from base 1009 to 2829 and encodes 606 amino acids. NCBI's taxonomy places the organism in Eukaryota, Metazoa, Chordata, Aves, Anseriformes, Anatidae. The transcript is spliced from 8 exons. The record is from RefSeq and is a predicted model, not a curated record. Gene Ontology annotation, molecular function: protein binding.
CUCGAGCUGGCGGCGCUGCCUCCCCGCGCUGCCGCCUCGCCUCGCCCAUACAAGCCGUGCCGAGCCGUGCCGAGUCGUGCCGUACCGAGGGGGCUAGCCGGCCAGCCCUCGCCCCCACCGCUCCCCCUUUACGGCUGCCUGCCCCCCAUCCUCUCUCCGCAGUGAGGAGAGGAGCCGCGGAAGCUCGCUUGCGGCUGGCCCUGCCGGCGAUGGAGCGGGCGUCGCCCCCCGCCUCAGCCUGCCCGCCGCCCACAGGAGGGCGGUGACCGAGCUGGCGCCCCACCGGGGGCUGGCGCGACCCCUCGCAGCGCCCCGCUCGGAUGUCACGGCGCCCCGGCCGCUGCCCACCUCGGGGGUGGGGGGCGUGGAGCUGGCGGCAGACGCAGCCCCGGCUGCCUGAGGGAGCGCCCCGGCGGCCGCCAGGUAGGAUGAGAGCUGGGUGGCUGACAGUCUUCCCAGAAAACACAUCCUGCUUCAACCAGCAGUUCCUGGGUUUGCAGUGGGAGUUGCUCAGUAAAACUAUCUGCCUUCUGAUAGUAAGCGAGCAGCAGAGCUGGAAAACUUGGCAGUAAACUCUUUGUCUUUCCUACCUGUAUCCAUGGAUUGUGGAUUUUGCAAGCUAUAUUUGUUGCUUUAAUGCAAGUACCUGUUACAUGAGAUGACCUUGCUUCACUAAUAUCUGUGGUCUGUAUCAAGCUACAGUAUCACUGCUGUUGAUAUGAAGAUAACAGUCUGGAGCAGGGAAGUGGUGGAAUGCUACCACCAAAAGUGCGAGCAAUGAGCAGUUUCAACCUGGUGCAGUGAUCAUCUCCUGGACUUUUAACCCAUUAAGUCUUAAGUGUUGGGUCAGUUUUGCAGCUAACCUCACAAGCAGAGGAGGGGGAGAGUUGUAAAGAACAGAAACAAGCCAGAGGAGCCUGUGCAGACUGGUAGUCAUCCUUGAAGAAAUGUCAGUUUCCUUCCUGAUCAAGGGCCCGUGACAGAGGGUGAGACCAAAUCAGUGGAGUCAUGCUUCACACAGCUGUAUCUUGCUGGCAGCCGUUCCUAGGUCUGGCUCUGCUGCUAGUCUUCAUGGGUCCCACCAUAGGCUGCCCAGCCCGCUGUGAAUGCUCAGCCCAGAACAAGUCCGUCAGCUGUCACCGGAGGCGCCUGAUGGCCAUUCCAGAGGGCAUUCCCAUUGAGACCAAAAUCUUGGACCUUAGUAAGAACCGACUGAAGAGCGUCAACCCUGAGGAGUUCACGUCAUACCCCUUGCUGGAGGAGAUCGACCUCAGCGACAAUAUAGUCGCCAAUGUGGAGCCUGGAGCCUUCAACAAUCUCUUCAACUUGCGCUCCCUGAGGCUGAAAGGAAACCGUCUGAAGCUGGUUCCCCUUGGGGUGUUCACUGGGUUGUCAAACUUAACAAAACUUGAUAUAAGUGAAAACAAGAUUGUCAUUUUGCUGGACUACAUGUUCCAAGAUCUACAUAAUCUAAAGUCCCUGGAGGUUGGGGACAAUGAUUUGGUCUAUAUAUCACACAGGGCCUUCAGUGGACUGCUUAGCCUGGAGCAGCUCACCCUGGAGAGAUGCAACCUCACAGCUGUACCAACAGAAGCUCUUUCCCACCUCCACAACCUCAUCAGUCUGCAUCUGAAACAGCUCAACAUCAACGCUUUGCCUGCAUAUGCCUUCAAAAGAUUGUUUCGCCUGAAAGACCUGGAGAUAGAUUCCUGGCCCCUCCUGGACAUGCUGCCUGCCAACAGCCUGUAUGGUCUCAACCUUACUUCUCUCUCCAUCACUAACACCAACCUGUCUGCAGUACCUUACUCUGCUUUUAAACAUCUGGUUUACCUGACACAUCUAAACCUCUCCUACAACCCUAUCAGCACCAUUGAAGCAGGCAUGCUCUCCGAUUUGGUACGCCUGCAGGAGCUCCAUAUGGUGGGGGCCCAGUUACGUACCAUUGAACCACAUGCUUUCCAAGGGCUCCGAUUCUUACGUGUGCUUAAUGUGUCCCAAAACCUGCUAGAAACCCUAGAAGAGAAUGUAUUUCAUUCCCCCAAAGCCCUUGAGAUCCUCUGCAUUAACAAUAAUCCUCUAGCCUGUGACUGCCGCCUCCUUUGGAUUUUACAGAGGCAACCCACUUUGCAGUUUGGAGGCCAGACACCAAUGUGUGCUGGCCCAGACAGCGUCAAGGAGAGGUCAUUCAAGGACUUUCACAGCACAGCUCUCUCCUUUUACUUCACCUGUAAGAAGCCCAAGAUACAAGACAAGAAGCUGCAAUACCUGGUAGUGGAGGAAGGGCAGACAGUGCAGCUAAUGUGCAAUGCUGAUGGGGAUCCACAGCCCACCAUAUCAUGGGUUACCCCACGUCGGAGGCUGAUCACAACUAAAUCAAAUGGAAGAGCCACUGUUCUGGGAGACGGCACACUGGAGAUUCGAUUUGCUCAAGACCAGGACACUGGGAUAUACAUUUGUAUUGCAAGUAACGCAGCUGGGAACGAUACCUAUUCGGCCUCCCUUACGGUGAAGGGGUUUACUUCAGACCGUUUCCUUUAUGCCAACAGGACCCCUAUGUAUAUGACAGACUCCAACGACACCAGUUCCAAUGGAACUAAUGCGAACACUUUCUCUCUGGACCUUAAGACAAUAUUGGUGUCCACAGCUAUGGGCUGCUUCACAUUCCUCGGAGUGGUUUUAUUUUGUUUCCUACUUCUUUUUGUGUGGAGCAGAGGGAAAGGCAAACACAAAACCAGCAUUGACCUUGAAUAUGUCCCUCGCAAAAACAAUGGUGCUGUAGUUGAAGGGGAGGUUGCUGGACCGCGAAGGUUCAACAUGAAAAUGAUUUGAUGGUGUUCUGCUAGCAGUGCUUUUUCUGUGGCAUUAUAACCAAUUAAACCAGCCUGACAUGUGGAAUUGCUGGGCAGAAGCAGCUUAAUGCAGCUGUCACUGUAUCAAAAGGUUAUGUGGAAAUUGAAAGACUAUUUGUGGUUGUACAGCAGAGCCUCCAGACCUUGAGGCAAAUAUGUCAGGGCCUUUCAUAGAACUGGUAAAUUGUACUAACUGUUUGCAUUGCAAAUAUUGGCAUUCUGGGGAUAUCAGCAAUGAACCGUUGGCUCAUGCUCAUGGACAAUUGUUCAACAUUUUCUACCACUACAAAAAGAAAAAGAAAAAGGAAAAAAAAAAAAAAGCCUACAGUGUAGGAUUUACAUACUUAAAGAAAAAGACACAUUUGUCUAAAGCAUACUCUACAGUGAAAUUUGUAUCUAUAGAUCUCAUUUGGUAAAGAGCCUUGCAUCAUACCUUCUAGUUGGUUCAACACCACAAAAAUUGGUAGUUUUGUUUUGUUGUUGUUGUUGUUGUUUUUUAAUAUACAUCUAUACUGUGUACAUUUUAAAGCAAUACAAAUGAGAGGUUGUGCUUUUAGAUAUCCACCAAUACUGACCCAAGUGUGAUGUCACCCUCCUUUUAACGAUCAUCUAACCCAAAUUAGACUCUUGUAGUUACCAAUUAGAAACAACAUAAAAUAUUUUUCUCCUCAUGUAGAAGGCCAGAGAUGAAUAGUUGAGAGCAAAAAUGCUCAGCUCUGUUGAUCUUCUCUUCAUAUAAAUAUAAGGCAUGUGCCUAGUUUUGAUACAGAAUGGAAUAUUUUUUAUAUCUGUGAUAUCACACUGGACCAGUUUACUGUAAUGUAGCCCUGGAUCACACCCAGGGAAGGCAACCCACUAGAUAUUGCUGGCAUAGAAGAGUUGAGUUCUACCUUGAUGAGAGGAAGCUGUUUUUGUUAGCCUUGAUUUUAAUUUCUAAGCUAUUGUUAAAAUGUUAAUGUGUAUGGGGCAAAAUGAAAGAAAGUAAUACAUUCUGCAUACUCCUUGGGAAAUAUGGUAAUCUUACUAUUUGCAGGAGUGAAUUAAAACAUACAAAAGCUUUGCUGCUAGGAAUGAACUCUUCUCCAAUGCUAGUAAACUAGGGUUGUCCAUGCAUAAUAUGGGGAUUAUAAUACUAAAAUAAUGUUUAAAACAUGAUAGCCUCAAAAAGGCUAACAUACUGCCAGAUAUAACGAACCUCUAGCCACUGUCAUUCUCAUCUUGUAUAUUUGUAGAUAACAUAAACGAAAAGCUAAUUUCCAAGAACAGAUUACUUAGCUAUUCUUGAUGCCAUUUUAAUAAAUAUGUGGUUAUGUUUCUUUCAGGGGCAGUAUAUUAGAACAAGAGGUGCAAGUUUUUCCAGGUUUUAGAAAGAUUUUUAAAUGGGGAGAAGAUGAAAGUGGAAUGUUAGUUCAGUACAAGGUUGUUUUUUUUUUUUUCUUUGUUUUAUGCCUCUAAACAAAUACUCAAAAGGCUCAGAACUGAAGAUUUAUUCUUUAUUGUUGAUUCCUAUGUUCUUAAUUUGAAACUGUCAGCAAAGGGAAGAUACUGAGUUGUUCAGCGACCUCUCAAUUUUCUAGCAAUUAUGAGCCUUAUGUUUGUUGUUAAGUGGUUAAUAACAAAUACGAUUUAUAAAUAAUUGGAAUUUACCAGAGUAAGGAUAAUAAUGACUAUGUAUGUGUAUAGCCAAAAAGGAUAUGAAAAUGUUGUAAGACAGAACAUUCAGAUUAAUGUGAUUUAAGAGCCUGCGUCCAAUCUUAAAAUUUCAGCACUCUGAAACCAAAGUCAGGUUGGCCUGUAAUGGGAUGCUGGUGCUUCUAAAAACUAUUAUCCACAUUUUUUGGCAGAGGUUUUCUAAGCAGGUUAAAAAUCUUCCACUGCUACCAAGGGAAAUGUGCCAGAAGUUUUACAAUCCAGCUGUGCUCCCCAGGUAUAUCCCUAAUAUAGCUGUAUGACCCAGGGCCAAGGCAGUUUUGAGAAUCUCUGUUCUUAGUGGCUGAUCUGUGGUUGCAUCACUGCUCCAUUUUAGGUCACCCAAUAGAGAAGGAUGCGAGGGUUGUUAGAAUUUUCUUCACUUUAGCUGGCUUUAAGUUGAGCUUCAUUUUGUUGCUUUCUUUUUUUGUGUGUGUUCUGAACUAGACAGCUGAAGAUUUAUGGAGAUGCUUGAGAUUAAUCCUCUUUGUUCUAUGAAAGUUUGUAAAACGUUAACAAGAUUGAACAACCCCUGACUAAACACUAACACCAGGGAAAUUGUUUUUGCUGAUAAAAUAACCACCGCACUGAAGCCCAAACUCUACUGUACCUUAAUGUGGGCAGUUAAAGAAACAAAUGGGGAUAAAACAAAGUGUUUCUGAACUGCCCAUUAAAGACAUUUGCAUGUGCCUUUCCCUUGUAAUUGUUAUUUUUCAAUUAGUAAUCUAUUACCCCUGCAGUCAUUUCAUGUUAAAUGUUAAAAUCAAUGUUAAAAGCAAAAAUUCUCCCAAAGUUUAGACAAUUGCAGCAGAUUGCUUCAUAUUAAUGGUCAAAAUAAUAAUUAAAAAAAAAAAAAUCUUAAAAAAAUCUAGCAAAAAUGUGCUUUUAGGAUUAAUUAUGAAUGGCUGAAGUCCCCUCUUUCCUUAGAAUGGUUCUAAAAAGUGAUUGCAUUGUUAGUGUACUGCAGGGAUUUCUGAGCAGUAAUGUGCUUAGUUACCUAAGUGAAAUGUGUCCUGGUGAUGAAAAUUACUGCUUGCUUUUGCAGAGCACCACCUUACAGAGCUGUCAGCAUUGUGUGUAUUGCCCUGAGUUCAGUCAGUAUUCAGUUUUUAAGAAUCAGUGUUUGCUCCCUGCCUCUAGCUAUGUUCUACUUUUUGCAGCCUACUUAUUUCACCGUGGACUUGGCAAGGCAUAUGGCAUCUCUUAACAGAAAUAAGGAGAGCAAGACUCAGAGGCAGGCUUUUAUCUUGAUCCCCACAGUCUUGCUCCCCAGAUGUGUAUUCCUGGGUCACACACUAACUGCAGGGUAAAUAGGAGUGCAGUGCUGGGGUCAGCCCUAGACAACCACCAUUUGGGCAGUUUUUUGUUGGUUGGUUGUUUUUUUUUAAGAAUAAAGGGACUGUAGCUAACUGCAUGCCUACUCUGCCUCUUAUGUGUUCCCAGUCUCUUCUCCAUCUGUUCUGGAGAUCAAGGAAACUGCAAUUUAUUGCAAGGAAGCUGGAGCAUAUCAGAGGAAAAGAAAUGGGGCUACGAUGUGACAUCUGCCGCACGUGGCUCCCCUGUCAUUUAUUCAGAUGCAGGUGGACAGUGCAUACCUGCCAUUACAUGAGGGAACAAAGGGGUUUUCUCUGCUUUUGACUUGUACAUUGGCUACUCCCUCAUGCUGGCACAAGGACAAGCCUGGCCUUUCCUGCUGGUCAGCAAAAGCCUCUGUGGAGCAGCAGUAGUUCUGCAGAAAGGGAGAAAAGAGGGAAGGCCGAAACCAGCAGAGCCACUUGAGAAAGCAGGUACACCGUUACCUUUGUCAACAGUUCUUAUAAGUUCUGUGCUAACAUAACGUAAGUUCCUGCAAAUAUAUUUUGAAGUCCACUUAUGCAGACCGAUGCUUCGUUCUCUUCCUCUUUGAUAAUGAAUGUAUCCUUAUCCUUCCCGAGAGUGAGUUAAAGAGGACACUGCAAGCAAUGUCUUAAAAAAGAGUUUGCAAUGAUAAAAGGGUGAUGAUGAAUAACCAGCACCCCAUCUCAGCCAUAUGUAUAGAUUUGGGGCUGCUUUUCUCUUUUUUCCUUCUUCCUUUCUUGUUAACUUCGGAAUAUUCUUCUCAGAAAGGCUUAGUUUAUGAUAUCACCUCCAUUAGAUUCAGACUGGGAAGGCUGCUUUUGCUUUCUGCUCCCCACUCCUUCACCAUUCAUAUGCACUGCCAGUGUCAACAGGGUCAACAGCUCCACACGCAACAGAAAUCAGACAGGAGACACGGAGACCCUGGAGAACUGUUGAUGUGACCUGAGGUCAAUAGGCAUUUAUUUAAGUAAACACUCUUUAAUUAGGACAAUCCCAAAGCUGAUGUCAUUCAUACUGCCAAUUCAAUAUUUCCUUUAUUUACAUGAAUGGUAUGGUUGUUUGUUUUUUUCCUCAUUCCUUGCAGCAUGAUAUUGCAUCACCUAUGAUGGUAAUAAUGACAUCAUAAAGGAAAGUAAGAAAGCCAAAUUGUGCACUCAGCACCACAAAUUGUAGUUGAGGUAUAUGAGACACAGUGAGAAGUCAGCAUUACUACAAAGUCAUAACUAACUCUUGUGAUUGAUGAAGAAAGUGGUAGAGAUGAAAUUUGGAAUGUAGGCCAUGUUGCAAAUGAAAUACAUCAACGAUAUGUAGAAACACGCUUUCAUACACCAUGCCUACACAUCUGCUUUAGACAUUACUCUUAACCUUAAAAAAAAAAAAAAAAAAAAAAAAAAAACUUCAAGAUGCAGGAAUGCCAGAAACCCACAUUUAAGACUUAGAAAGCUGAAAGAUUGGUUGAAAAUCCAGUAGAGCAAUGAGCUUCUGGCUGCCCAGCACCACCCAUAGCUUUUAGCAAAGAGAGCUAAGAAACUGCAGACAGUCAUUUUUGUCACAUAUGCCGCACCAUCCUGUGAAAAAGGGGUUCAUAAUGAAAGGGCCAAUCCUUACGCAUUUUUCUUCAGAAAGGGAAAUAUUUGUGUAAAUAAGUGACUGUUCCACCUCCUUCCCCAGCCAUAAAACACACAGCAAGAAGUGAGAAAGGGGAGGCCUAUUCUGGCAUGGUUGUGUAAUUACUGUUUUCCGCCGAGUGAUCCCAGUUUACCUGGGACUAGCAUGAUGACUGUGCUCUGUCCAUUCCCAUCCUUUCAGUUCACAAUGCGGCUUGACAUGGAGUUGCAGGGAAAAGAAUACAUGGACAAGCUGUCCCUCCUCCCUCAGCUGUAGCUCUGUUCUUCUCAAAUACAAGAACCAACAUAGCAGUAUCGUCGGAGUCCGCUGCAGCUGAUCUGUAGGUUUGCCAUAAAACCGUGUAUGGGCUAGCACUGGAUACAUGCUUUCUGACCUGGUUUCAGUGUCCCAGGUGUCUUCCCUUUGCGCUGAAAAGACAUAGUAGAGAACUAAGGAAAGAAGAACUAAAAACUAUUACAUACGGUAAUUUAAACGUUAAUUGUCCCUGGAGGAGUUAAAGGAACAUCUUUGGAAGAGACAAAAGGCCUGAUUGCUGUUGCAUCACUGAACAAUGAAGGAGAUUUUUCAAGUUAGCUGAGCAGUUUGGGUACCCUAUUCCUAUCACCUGUAAUGAGAAUUAUAAACUCUAUUUUCAUUGGCAACAUAGAAAAAUCACAGCUAGCUUGUUCAGUGAUACAUGCUACCUUUCUUUGUUUUCUAGCUCUGCCCUUCUCCCUUCUCAGUUGCAAAUGACAGUAAUCCCAAAUGAAGAUCUUUGGAUUCAGUUUAGUUUCACUGUAUGCUCCCCUGGUUUUUGGAAUCUACAUCUCAAAAUAUGAUCUUAAAUCCUCUUCAAACCAAAAACAAUUAAAAAAAAUAAAAAAAAAAUAAAAGGAAGAACUAUAAGUAAGCCUCCUCCUGCUAACAAAAUAAACAAGCAUCUGUGAAGUUCUUCUUAUUGCUACUGAGACAGAUACAAGGCAAAAGCAAUCUGCAGGUUGAAUGUUUCUUUUUUUCCUUUCUUCUUCUUUUUCACUAGAAGCGGGUGGUUGGAUAUAAGGCCAGCUGAAAAUAUAAUUCUUUACAUAUAGCCUCAGCAGAAUGAGAAAAGAGCUGGCAUAGUCAAGAAAAUUGUUAUUUUAACUUAAGGAUACUUUAUCCUUCAUAUUCAAACAGCUCAUAGAAGAGUAUAAAAGAGCAGACUUUUACCUCAUAACUUGAUUAUUCUUAUUUAUUCAAACUGGCACCAAAAUUAUCAUGAAGCAGAAGUGUUGGAACAAAAGACUAAAAACAGAUUUUCUACUCUAGUGAGUCAGUAUAAAUCAGGAAAAAACCCCUUGACACCCAUUCUGUUGCUCCUUGGUUAAACUAGAAAUUUGAUAUAGGAAUAUAGUUUUUUUUUUCUUUCUACUAAGGGGCUCUAGUGGAAAAUAAGCAGAAGUUAUGUUUUAAUUAUUUCUCACCUUGUGGCAUACCUUCUAUUCCAGAUUGCUUUAAUAUUUGUCUGUUAACUGAGCUGGAGAAUUUUAAAAUACAGAUUCUGGGAAGAAAAGAAAACAGGCAAAAGCAAAAGAAAGUCUGCCAAUCUGUGGUAUUUGCAAGUCAACAACACUAUCUCCUCAUAUAUAAUCCAAGAAUAACGAGUUGAAAUUUCAAGGCAGCUGUGAAGACGGCUGUCAACAUGUACACGUUAAUAAUUUUGAUUUUCCAGAAAACAAAAGGUUAUUGCUUCUGAAAUAAUUCAUUUAUGCCGCUUUGAUACCUAAAAACAAAUGUCACUUUGUCCUCCUAACACUGGGCACUGUAUCAAUAGGUAGGAAAUGAUAACACUGAUCUAGUGAGCUUACAGCCUUAUAGUAGGAAGUUGGUUUAUGGGCAAGUACAUAUGAUAGCAAGUCUCUCAUUCUUUGGGGAGGGAAUGCCAUAGUUCAUAACUAUUAGAGUAUCGUCACAAUUACUGAAAUCUAUUUGCAAGCACAUGUAGUUCAUAUGUAUAUGUUUAUGUGUGGGGAAAAAAAAAAAAAAAAAAAAAAAGUUAUAUUUGUUUUGUUCUUUUUCUUACUUCAAGUAUUAAAUGUAUAUUGUUUUUAAAAGGUGACAAGGUUAACCAGAAAAAAAAUGUGUUGUAAUUUAUUUUAAUAUAUAUGAUCAUGAUUAUGGAUGGGAAAUGAACUAGCACUGCUGUUAUGAUUCAUGAAGCACAUGACAAGUCAGGUUUGUCCAUAAGUCUGCUUCAUGUUUGAGCAAAAUAUGGUAAUAUCAAUGAAAAAAAAAAAAAAAAAAAAAAAAAAAAAGUUGUUUGUCAAGACAGUUGUCCUGAAUGUCAUUUUAAAAUUUACUUUAGGGCUUAUGUCAUAAUGUGUAUCAUACUUAACCAAAAUGAAACCCAAAUAAAUAAUUCCGUGGAGUGGCAACAUUUACUGGGAGAAGUGAAGAAAACUUACACUGCUUCCCUUAAUGCAACUGGUCACUUUUUUUCAAGGGGUAGAGAGGAAACUAAGCUGAGAAAAAUACAGUUUUCUCAGCACCAGUCCCAACAUCCUUAGUGUCAAGUCUUCACAACAGGUAAUGCACUCAGACCAGUCAUUCCUGAACUGAAAAUAUAAGCCAUUACAACCGGGAAGAGAAUACUCCAGGUAUUUUUCUUGUGCUGACCUUCACUCCUCCGUCACGGCAUGGAGCCAUCAGAAACAGAGAAAAACCCAGGUCGUAUUCAGACAUGCUUUGGGAUUUAUUCUCCAGGCAAAGUAUCAGACAGCUUGUUCCUUCACCUUCACUAGCACAGCACGUGCAGAUAAUUGGUGGGGUACUGGUCAGCCUAAUGUCAGAAGGAAAAAGUCUGCCACAUUCCAGUACCCUGGAGACAAAUUUCACCAAGUGUCUAUCACUUAUUUUAUGAAGGCAAUCAAUACUGAAUAUCUAAUUCUGAAACAUGUUUUCUGAGGAAAACACCAGUAUUCAAACCUCUCUGUAACCGCACCACAGAAAAUAAGUAGUGAAAGACAGAAGCUGAGUUUGAAAGCUAUUCCCAGCCUGAAGCCUGCCAUGACCCACCAAAUCCAUGGCAGGGAUCAGCUUUGAAGGACAUGGGCCAUAACUGGCCUGUGCUACUGAUGCUACUCUCAUUCACAGCUGGUUGCUUUUACCAACAGAGGAUUUUGCUUAUGUUUUCUAGGAUAAUCUGAAAUAAGAUUUAUCAAUCGUGAAUCCAUUAUCCUCUAAGCCAGGGUCUUGUUCACUAGGAGGGGGAAACAGAGUUGAUUUUGCUACCUCAAGAAAGGAAGAUGCAGACUGAAAUCCUGCUGGAUUGUUAGGAGCAGAGACAGGCAGAAACUGAAUGUGAGCUCUCCCAAACCUCUUGCAAUCUGUUGUAUCCUUUUGCAUUUGACACCCUCAAAAGAUUUUGGCUGACUUGCACACUGCACUGUACCGCAGUAGACUAUCAAAUGUCAAUUGUCAAAAUUCUGUGGGAAAAACUUGGAUCAUGUUAAGGAUCUGCUUGAUUUCAUGUUAUUUUUCUUCAGUCUGAUCAUCUGAUUUACAGUCUGCAGUGUGCUGCAGUAGAGCCUUCAAUAUGACAUGAAAAAACAACCAUCACACACUACUACUGCAUUGAGAACACUGAGUUUGAAAAGGACAGACAAUGAUGGUUCCUGGAAGGGUUCUUCUACACUAAGCUUUACACUUCCUUUAUGCAAUUCAGGUUCACUUGUGGAUUACCUGAUACUAUCUCAAGAGGGGGGAACUUGUUCCUAUAACAGGGUUUAAUACACAGUUUCCAGUUCUUACAGUAAAGAAAACAUGAGUCUUUCCCAUGAUAACCAGGUUAAAAAAAAAGAAAAAAAAAAACUGUCACAUCAGGCAAUUGGCAAAAAAUUCAUUGAAAUCAACCCCAUUCAAGCUGGGGUCUGAAGAGAAAGAUUUGUGCUCCCGUUAUAUCUAUUACUUUCAGAAGA